Molecule: messenger RNA, 549 nt
Organism: Penicillium atrosanguineum
Lineage: Eukaryota; Fungi; Ascomycota; Eurotiomycetes; Eurotiales; Aspergillaceae
Product: carbohydrate-binding module family 14 protein
Exons: 1
Coding region: 1-549 (182 amino acids)
Cellular component (GO): extracellular region
Molecular function (GO): chitin binding
Source: RefSeq, a predicted model, not a curated record
AUGCGUCUCUCUCUCGCACUACCCCUGGUAGCGGGUCUUUUGGUUUCUGUCUCGGGUAUCAAGUUCUCCUGUCCAAAGGGCGACAUCGAAGACUCAGGCUGCCUGGGCCCCAAAGAAUGUUUGUACCCAUAUGCCGGCAACUGUGACAAAUUCAUCGAGUGCGAGGUCAACAGUGACGGAACCGGACGACCAAUGAUUGGUGAAUGCCCUGCCGGUCUUGAAUGGAAUGAUAACAAAAAAGAAUGCGAUCUUCCUGAAGAUUCGACAUGCAGUGAUGAUUUGCAAGAAGUUGAAGACGAAACCCAAGACUUUGCGCCUCCCCCGAAAGGGACUGUGGAUGAAAAUUUCGAUUGCUCUUCUGCGCCUUCUGGGGGAUGCAUGAAGCGUAAGGGACGGGUGGAAGUCGAAUGCAUCUAUCCCAAUCCAAAAAAUUCAAUUUCAUAUAUCCAGUGCACUGACGGGAUUGCGUGGAUUGUAAAGUGCGACCAGCCCCUUAGCAGAACUGGGCAUUACAAUGAUGCUCUGAAGGCUUGCAUCCUUAAAGCUUAA